AUGUCACCUUUAAUUGCCCACCGCCCUCCGCUCGAGGCCGUAGCCGAGUCGGAGUCCUAUACCGACAGACCGACGAGAGGUGGCCCAAGGAAAUUUUAUGAACUGAAGGUUCUGCAACAACCCGAGCGUGCGCGAGCAUGUGCUGCCGCCGACCGUCGUCCUGUCGACCCACCUCCCGUUGUACAGCUGCAUGUUUACGAGGGCCCCACGAGAGAAGAAGCGCGAGAUAUCACUUUCAGCUACAAGGCAAACUUCUUCCUGUUCGCCGAACUCUGCCCUGCUCGCCCCAUGGCUCAUGGGCGCGUCAAUACCCCCGCUGCGGCCCUGGCUCCCGUGUUGACGGGUAUGCCUGUGUCCGGGAUGGCCUACCUGGACCGACCUACCGAAGCUGGCUACUUUUUGUUCCCCGACCUGUCAGUUCGGCAUGAGGGACGCUACGUCCUGGUCUUUCAUCUCUACGAGGAUAUUAAGCAGGAUGAGGACCGCGAUCCCGAAGGUGAUUCGUCCGACGAGGCCAUCAAUCCGAGCUUUCUGUACAGAAUGGCCGUCAAGUCUGUGCCUUUCAGUGUCUUUAGCGCCAAGAAGUUCCCAGGUCUUACAGAGAGCACGAGCCUGAGCAAGACCAUAUCGGAGCAGGGCUGCCGUGUAAGAAUCCGUCGCGACGUUCGUAUGAGGAGGCGUGACGGCAAACCCACCGGAAACGAAUUCGAGAACAACCCCGAGAAUGAGUACAGGAACGGCAGGAGGACGCAAACCCCCGAGAUACGAAGCAACGCCGAUCAAUACCGAGCUCGAUCGUCUAGUAACAGCAGCGAACACCGCGCUGCAUACCCGUCGGUCCCUGAGCGGAGGCCUUCCAUUGUUGAGACGUUCCAGGCCCCGCCACCACCGCCGCCGCCCAUGUCGUACGGCCCGGCACCAUCGACCAAUGUUCAUCUGCGAUUUGGAUCCGAUGCCUCUAUUGCCCCGUACCCCCCUCACCAGUACGGUCAACCUGCGGUCCAGCCGCCGCCCAUUUCACCGACCACGGCUUCUUACCAAUCGAGCCAGCCUUCACCGUAUCACCCAAACUCCGGCUACGUCUACUCGAGUCGGCCCAGCUCGCAGUACGCAGCGAGCAACCCGCCGCCAACGCCACGCGAUUCCUACGACCGACGUCCAUCUGCCAUGGUGAUGCCGCCAUCCCCUUCCGUCUAUGGCUCUGCUCACGGCCCCAAGGACAUGGACAUGGCCAGACGUGAGCCUGGCUACAGGAGAGACUCGCUCCCCCCUCGGCAGCUGGCCCCUGUGUCAGAGACCCCCUCUCAGAUGGGCACCAAGCUUCCGCCCAUGCUUCCCUCCAUCGAGAGGCUUACGUCGGUGCCCUCUCACUUGACAGGCCGUACUGACCCCAUUGAGGCUGCUCCUGCUUCGAUGUAUAACCAGUUGCCGGAGGUUGCCCGUGCAGGCGCUAAGCGCGGCUACGGAGAUACGUUCGCCGAGGACACGCGUCCUCUGUUUGACAGACAACGCCAACAGGACGUCCACCACGACGUCCACCACGCCAGUGCUCUUUACAAUCAACGCUUCUUACCGACAGAAAACAUGGAGUACAAGCGUGCUGAUGGCUCAUGCAAGCUUAGGCAAAACAACUCGUAUUUGCCUUGA
Molecule: messenger RNA, 1647 nt
Organism: Colletotrichum higginsianum IMI 349063
Lineage: Eukaryota; Fungi; Ascomycota; Sordariomycetes; Glomerellales; Glomerellaceae
Product: Sexual development activator
Exons: 2
Coding region: 1-1647 (548 amino acids)
Source: RefSeq, a predicted model, not a curated record